Molecule: messenger RNA, 14519 nt
Organism: Centropristis striata (black sea bass)
Lineage: Eukaryota; Metazoa; Chordata; Actinopteri; Perciformes; Serranidae
Gene: dnah5l
Product: dynein, axonemal, heavy chain 5 like
Exons: 97
Coding region: 64-14130 (4688 amino acids)
Biological process (GO): microtubule-based movement
Cellular component (GO): dynein complex
Molecular function (GO): dynein intermediate chain binding; minus-end-directed microtubule motor activity; ATP binding
Source: RefSeq, a predicted model, not a curated record
ACUCUAGUUUUAGUUGUUCCGUUAGUUUUCGUUGCCGAUAACGACCUCGGUCCUGACUCUCAGAUGGCAGAUCCAGAAGCUCCAGCGGAGGCUCCACCCUCACCUGUCGCUCCCCCAGUCGGCAGCUCUGAACCGGGGCUCAACAGCUCCGCUCCCUCCCCGGACACGGAGCUCCAGACCGGAGGCCAGGACAGUCCUGAGGGAGGAGGAGAGGAGGAGGAGGAGGGAGGAAGAGGAGGAGGAGGAGGAGGAGCAGACGAGGCCAUGACCAAACCCAGACCUCCUCUGCUUCACCUCCGCAGAGAGGCGGCUGGAAGAGGACAUCGGCGAAUCGGAGGCCAGAACCUGAGAACGCUUCAUCACAUGAGCUCUCCGCCGGCCGCCGCCGCCGCUCCAUCCCCGACCACCGCCGCCUCGGUGUCGGGGAAGAGGGCGGCGCCGCUGUCCAACGAGGCGAGGAGAGAGAUGGCGAAGCAGGCGAGAGCCCUGAAGGAGGAGAGGCGGGCGGCGCUGGACGCCCGCCACAAAUACCUGAUGAGCAGGCUGGUGGGCACGGGGACCCUGGGGGAGCCGGAGCUGGAGGACGCCGUCAUCUCCGACCACAAGUUCGGCCUGAUCGAUGAUUUCUUCGCUGCCAACGGAUCCAAGAAGCUGAUCUUCUUCUAUCAGGACGUGACGCAGAAUGUGUCCUCUGUGGAUGUAGCGUCUCCAGCGGUGGCUCAGAGGAAGCUCUUCCUCACCAGCGGGAGCUCUGAGCCUCUGCUGGGGAAGUGUCUGUUCUUCCUGAGAACCACAGACAAGGCCAUAACCACGGCCAACGUCCAGCAGGAGGUGAACUUCGGCAUGUUGGAGUGCAGUGACGGCAGCGUGCUGAGCAGUCUGGAGACUCUGCUGGCUCACAUCAUGCUGCCGGCCCUCCGCGCACAGCAGACGUGGGGCUCUGUGCAGGAGGGAGCAUCCUGUCCAGACGUGCAGUCCUUCCUGUCUUCAGUGGACCAGUUUGUCAUUAAUCUGAGCUCGGCCAGAAUCAGCCUGGAGAGGAAGUUCCGGCUGCAGCGGGUCGACCUUCCCGAUGCCGUCGGUCAGCUGAGCAGCCCUGCAGACUACACAGCUGCAGCCAAUAACAGCGAGCUGGUGGAGCGUCUAGAGGGCGUGGUCUCAGUGUGGACCAAUCAGAUCAAGCAGGUGCUGACGGAGAGCGAGCAGAUAAGGAAGGAGGCGGAUGAUGUCGGACCGUCAGCGGAGCUGGAGCACUGGAAGAGACGCAUGGUCACCUUUAACAGCCUGUUGGAGGAGGUGAAGCGUCCUGAGGUGAAAAGGACUCUGGGAGUCCUGCAGGUCACCAAAUCCCGAAUUCUACGAACCUGGAGAGAACUGGACGGGGACAUCACGGUGGUGGCCAACGAGGCCAAGGACAACGUGAAGUAUCUCUACACUCUGGAGAAGUUCUUUGGGCCGCUGGGGAAAUGCACUCCGACCAGUGUGCUGGAGCAGCUCCCCGCUCUGAUGAGCAGCGUGAGGAUGAUCCACAGCGUGUCUCAGUACUACAACACCUCGGAGAGAAUCACCUCCCUGCUGCUCAAAGUCACCAACCAGAUGAUCUCCACCUGCAGGAACUACCUGACGCAGGGCGUGGGCCGCGUCUGGGACCUCAGCAGGCCGGUGCUGCUGCAGCGUAUCUCUGACUGCUGUAACCUGAACGUGGAGUACCAGAGGAGCUUCCACAGCGUCAGAGACAAACUGAGAGAAAACCCAGAGAAGAGACAGUUUGACUUCAGUGAGAACUACAUCUUUGGGAAGUUCGAUGCGUUCUGCAGGCGUCUGGAGAAGAUCUCUGACAUGGCGUCGUCUCUGGAGAGCCUGUCAGCUCUGCAGCACAUCAAGGUUGAAGGCGUCGAUAAGAUUUACGUUCGUUAUCAGACCGUCGUCUCCACGACCAAGUCCAAGACCUACGACGUCCUGGACCCCCGCAGGCUGGAGUUUGACAGUGACUAUGCAGACUUCCAGCUCCAGGUUCAGGGUUUGUUCCAGUCUCUUCAGUCUCUGUUGGACUUCUGGUUCCAUCAAUCUCUCACGACGGAGCGCAUGCUGCAGCUGCUGCAGGUGUUUGAGUCGGGCCCGGCGGCUCGUCUGGACCUGAAGCAGCACUACCUGCUGCUGCUGCCGCGAUACGGCCGACAGCUGGAGCUGCUGAGGAAGAUCUACCAGAGACAGAGAGAGCAGCCGCCGGCCGGACGCAACCUGCCCCCGGUGGCAGGUAGGAUCCUGUGGAGCCGUCAGCUCUUCAGGAAGAUGGAAGCUCCCAUGUUGAUCCUGAAGAAGAAGCUGGACCUCCUCCAGGGCCCGGAGAUGACCAGAGUGAUCCGCAGCUACAACAGGAUGGCGGUGGUGCUGCUGCAGUACGAGGUGCUGCACCUGCAGGCCUGGAGUCAGGCUGCAGAGGGCGCUCCGCACAGCCUGAGCGCCGCCCUGCUGGUCCGCCAGCUGAGCAGCAAGGAGCUCCUGGUGAACCUGGACCCGGUGGUGCUGGAGGUGCUGGAGGAGGCGCGCUGGAUGACCAAACUGGGGCUGAGUGUGCCAAAGGUCAUCCUGAAGAUGGCCUCCAGAGAAGCAGAGGUCAAAGCUCUGCACAAGCGGCUGCUGGAGCUGCUGCAGGACUACAGCUCGGCCACCGCCAGCAUCCCGCCUCUCCUCUUCCCCCUGAUGCAGCCGUUCAUCGGCCGGGUGGAGGCGGCGCUCUCCCCGGGGCUCACCACGCUGUCCUGGACCUCCCUCAACACUGAGACAUUCAUUGACGGUGUGUAUCGGGCUCUGAAGGAUCUGGAUCAGGUGUCCAAAGUGGCGGCGGACCUGUUGGAGUGUCGCAUCGGCCGGCUGCUGCAGGACAUGUCGACCUGCUGCCUGCUAGUCCUCCCCGAGGACUCGCCGGUCUCCCCUCAGGACCUGCUGCUGCAGACGGACGACUCGGUGCACGCUGCUGCUGAAACUCUGAGCUGGCAGAGUCAGCAGGUAGAGAAAUAUGUGUUUGAGCUGAUUGAAGAGCUGAAGAGGAAGAUGAAGACGACCGAGACCGUCAAUCUGGAGGGAUCGUUCCAGUGUCUCCAUCCAGACUCCAAGCAGAAGACUCGCUGCCAGUCGUGUCUCCCGUGUCGUUUCUACAACCUGAUUGGUCAACUCUGUCACCGCAACACUGAAGCGCUGGUCAAAGCCACUAAAUCUUCUCUGGACGCUCUGAGGAGGAGACUUCAUGUCCCCAAAUACCAGCCGUCGUCCUCCGGCAGCAGCCAGGCUCCUCCUCCUGCUCCUCCUGCUCCUCCUCCUCUCUUCAGAGCCUCCAUCCAGCUCUCCAUCCCCAACAUCGUGAUCAGACCCAGCCUGGACGACAUCCAGAGCACGGUGAACAGGCUGGUGAGUGUGGUGCUGUCCGUCACCAGAGACGUCCCUCUGUGGACGUUCUCCCACCUGCAGUACAAACAGCAGCAGGUGGAGCAGGCGGCGGUGCGGGACGCUGGAGACGACGUCCCGGUUAAACCGCCGGUGCUGAGACCUCUGGACAGACAGCUGGCCGAACACAGAGACAUCACCAAGUUGGUGAUCCAGCUCAGCUCCAUCGUGUUGUCUCUGAGAGAUCAGGCUGCUGACACGCUGAGUGAACUUAGUCACUUCUCCACACUGUGGAACCAGGACCCAGAGGAGCAGGUCCAGGUCUUCCUGCAGACGGAGCCGUCUCUGACUGAGUUCAGCUCUCAGAUCAGUUUCUACUCCAAGCUGCAGCAGCAGAUCUGCUCCCUGCCGCCCCUCGUCCCUCUGGGUGCUCUGCUGCUGGACACGGAGCAGCUGCAGCUCUCUCUGUCUCACGAGUGUCGUCAGUGGAAACGAGCCUUCGGCGCCGCGCUCCACCGCCACGCCGCCGCCGACACACACCGCCUCUUCACCUUCGUGGACGCCAUGACCAAGCGCCUGCAGCGACCAAUCAGAGACCUGGAGGACGUCAGGGAGGCCAUGGCCACGCUCCGAGAGGUCCGGGAGGCGGAGCUUAGCGUGGACGCCGCCGUGGCGCCGCUGGACGAAUCCUUCGCUCUGCUCAACAAACACGAGCUGCUGUUCAGCGACGGGAGCGCCGAGCGCGUCGACGCCCUGACGUACGGCUGGAGGAGCCUCAGCACCCUGGUGGUUCAGACCCAGAACACUCUGGUCCAGAUCCAGCCCAGAAUGAAGGCGGACCUGCUGAGCUCCGUGCGGAGCCUCCAGGAGAACGUAGAGAAGUUCUGCAGCGAGUACAACCUCAGGGGUCCGGGGGUGGAGGGCGUCGCUCCGGCCGAGGCCAGCGAGCGGCUGCAGAGUUUCCAGGCGGAGUUCGAUCAGCUGUGGAGGAAAUACACCACCUGCUCCGGAGGAGAGGAGCUGUUCGGACUCGCCGUCAACGAGUAUCCAGAGCUGCAGAGGAUCCGGAGGGAGCUGUCCCUGCUGUCUAAACUCUACUCUCUGUACGGCUCGGUGAUUGACAGCGUGGCGGGAUACUCAGACAUCUUGUGGGCGGAGCUCGACAUCGACAGGAUCAACUCUGAGCUGCAGGACUUCCAGAACAGGAUCCGGAAGCUCCCGAAGGCGCUGAAGGAGUGGCAGGCCUUCAGAGAGCUGAAGAAGACCAUCGACGACUUCACGGAGAGCUGCCCGCUGCUGCACAUGAUGGCCAACAAGGCGAUGCUGCCCCGACACUGGACUCGCCUCAGUGAGCUGACGGAUCAUCACUUCCUGGUGGAGUCGGAGACGUUCUGCCUCCGAGACAUCACAGACGCUCCGCUGCUCCGACACAAGGAGGACAUCGAGGACGUUUGCAUCAGUGCCGUGAAGGAGCGCGACAUCGAGGCCAAGCUGAAGGAGGUGCUGGCUGAGUGGAGCGGACACUCGCUCAGCUUCGCCUCCUUCAGGACACGAGGAGAACUCCUGCUGAGAGGAGCAGACACCGCAGAGAAGAUCUCCAUGAUGGAGGACAGCCUCAUGGUGCUGGCCUCGCUCCUCAGCAACAGGUACAACGCUCCCUUCAAGCCGUCCAUCCAGCUGUGGGUCCAGAAGCUCUCCAACACGUCUGAGAUCAUGGAGAGGUGGCUGUCGGUGCAGAACCUCUGGAUCUACCUGGAGGCCGUGUUCGUGGGCGGAGACAUCGCCAAGCAGCUGCCUCAGGAGGCCAAGCGUUUCCAGAACAUUGACAAGUCGUGGCAGAGGAUCAUGCAGCGAGCACACGAGAUUCCCAACGUGGUGCAGUGCUGCGUAGGAGACGAGACGCUCAGCCAGUUGCUCCCUCACCUCCUGGAGCAGUUGGAGCUCUGUCAGAAGUCUCUGUCUGGUUACCUGGAGAAGAAGCGUUUGGUGUUUCCUCGUUUUUUCUUCGUGUCUGACCCCGCCCUGCUGGAGAUUCUGGGCCAAGCCUCCGACUCACACACAAUACAGGCUCACCUGCUCAGCCUGUUUGACAACGUCAACAGAGUCGUGUUUAAUGAGAAAGUCUACGACCAGAUCGUCAGUUUUCAGUCUCAGGAGGGAGAAACGGUGGAUCUGAGCCAGCCGGUCCUGGCACAGGGCAACGUGGAGGCGUGGCUAGGUCAGCUGCUGGGCGGAGUCAGGCAGACGCUCCACGCCAUCAUCCGCCAGGCCUACCUGGCCAUCAGCGACCCCGGCCUCAAGCUGCUGGACUUCCAGUCGGCGUUCCCGGCUCAGGUUGGCCUGCUGGGAAUCCAGAUGAUCUGGACCAGAGACGCAGAGGAAGCACUCGUCCUCAGCAAGUCUGACAAGAAGAUCAUGCAGACGACCAAUCAGAAGUUCCUGGACCUCCUCAACGAGCUGAUCGACAUGACGACCAGAGAGCUGAGCCGCAACGAGAGGACCAAGUACGAGACGCUCAUCACCAUCCACGUCCACCAGAGGGACAUCUUCGAUGAGCUGGUGCGUCUCAACGUGCGCUCUGCAUCCGACUUUGAGUGGCAGAAACAGUCGCGGUUUUACUUCGUGGAGGAGACGGACAGAUGUGUCAUUCAGAUCACAGAUGUGGAGUUCAGCUACUGCAACGAGUACCUGGGCUGCACCGACCGGCUGGUCAUCACCCCGCUGACCGACAGGUGUUAUAUAACUCUGUCCCAGGCUCUGGGGAUGAGCAUGGGGGGCGCUCCGGCCGGCCCUGCAGGAACAGGGAAGACGGAGACCACUAAAGACAUGGGCCGCUGUCUGGGCAAAUACGUGGUGGUCUUCAACUGCUCGGACCAGAUGGACUACAGAGGACUGGGACGCAUCUACAAAGGUCUGGCCCAGUCCGGAGCGUGGGGGUGCUUCGACGAGUUUAACCGCAUCGAGCUGCCGGUGCUGUCGGUGGCGGCGCAGCAGAUCUACAUCGUCCUGCAGUGUAAGAAGAACAAGAAGAACCAGUUUGUGUUCACCGAUGGAGACGUAGUGGACAUGGACCCUGAGUUCGGCAUCUUCCUCACCAUGAACCCGGGUUACGCUGGUCGCCAGGAGCUGCCCGAGAACCUGAAGAUCCAGUUCCGCACCGUAGCCAUGAUGGUCCCGGACCGAGCCAUCAUCAUGAGGGUCAAACUGGCCAGUGCAGGUUUUCGUGAUAACCAGGUUCUCAGCAGGAAGUUCUACACGCUCUACAAACUGUGUGAGGAACAGCUCUCCAAGCAGGUCCAUUAUGAUUUUGGCCUGCGGAACAUUUUGUCGGUUCUGAGGACGCUGGGAGCCGUGAAGAGAUCCAACCCUUCAGAACCAGAGAAGACCGUGGUGAUGAGAGUCCUGAGGGACAUGAACCUCUCCAAACUGGUUGACGAGGACGAGCCUCUGUUUAUGAGUCUGAUCAACGAUCUGUUUCCUGGCAUCGUUCUGGAUAAAGCCGGCUACCCAGACCUGGAGGCCUCCAUCUGCAGUCAGGCCCAGCAGGCCGGUCUGAUCCCCCACCAGCCCUGGAUCCUCAAACUGGUCCAGCUCUAUGAGACGCAGAGAGUCCGACACGGUAUGAUGGCGUUGGGGCCCAGUGGUGCCGGUAAGACCUCCUGUAUCCAGACUCUGAUGCGGUCCAUGUCAGAGUGCGGCGCUCCGCACCGAGAGAUGAGGAUGAACCCUAAAGCCAUCACGGCGGCUCAGAUGUUCGGCUCGCUGGACGUCACCACCAACGACUGGACCGACGGCAUCUUCUCCACCCUGUGGAGGAAGACUCUGAAGAGCAAGAAGGGGGAACACAUCUGGAUUGUUCUCGACGGUCCUGUUGACGCCAUCUGGAUCGAGAACCUGAACUCGGUUCUGGACGACAACAAAACUCUGACGCUGGCGAACGGAGACCGGAUCCCCAUGGCGCCCUGCUGCAAGAUCGUCUUCGAGCCUCACAACAUCGACAACGCGUCCCCGGCCACCGUGUCCAGGAACGGGAUGGUGUUCAUGAGCUCGUCGGUGCUGGGCUGGAGCGCCGUGCUGCAGGCCUGGUUACUGACGCUGCCACCGCCGCACGCCGCUGCCCUGCAGCGCUGCUUCACCUGCUGCUACCAGGACGUGCUGGACUUUGUCUUCACGGCGGUGUCUCCUAAGAUGCAGGUGUUGGAGUGUAUGUACAUCAGACAGACCAUCGACCUGCUGCAGGGUCUGCUGCCGGCGGAGGAGAGGGGCCCCGGGGCCCUGGACCGGCUCUUCGUCUUCGCCCUGAUGUGGUCCCUGGGGGCCGUGCUGGAGCUGGACGACAGAGCCAAGAUGGAGGCCUUCCUCAAGGGUCACAGCUCGUCUCUGGACCUGCCGCUCACUCACCACCAGGAAACCAUCUUUGAGUUCACCGUCAGCGAGGAGGGACACUGGGAGCACUGGUCCCACAGGGUCCCAGAGUACGUCUACCCCAAAGACCACGUCCCGGACUACUCGUCCAUCCUGGUUCCCAACGUGGACAACGUGCGGACGGACUUCCUGAUGCAGACGCUGCUGAAGCAGAAGAAGGCGGUGCUGCUGAUCGGAGAGCAGGGCACCGCCAAGACCGUCAUGAUCAAAGGCUCGUUGGCUCGCCUCGACCCGGAGCUGCACCUCAGUAAGACGAUGAACUUCUCGUCGGCCACGCUGCCCGCCAUGUUCCAGAGGACCAUCGAGAGCUACAUCGACAAGAGGAUGGGCGCCACGUACGGGCCGCCGGCCGGCCGCAGCAUGACCGUCUUCAUCGACGACAUCAACAUGCCCGUCAUCAACGAGUGGGGCGACCAGAUAACCAAUGAGAUCGUGCGUCAGCUGAUGGAGCAGGGAGGUUUCUACAGUCUGGAGCGGCCCGGAGACUUCAUCACCGUGGUCGACGUCCAGCUGGUGGCGGCGAUGAUCCACCCUGGCGGCGGGCGGAACGACGUCCCUCAGCGUCUCAAGCGUCAGUUCUCCGUCUUCAACGUCACGCUGCCGUCCAACUCGUCCAUCGAUAAGAUCUUCGGCACGGUGGCGGCGGGACACUUCUGCCCGGAGCGAGGCUUCCCCGCCGCCGUGUGCUGCCUCGCCGCCGCCCUCGUCCCCACCGCCAGGCGGGUGUGGCAGGCGGUCAAGGCCAAGAUGUUGCCGUCUCCUGCAAAGUUUCACUACAUCUUCAACCUGAGAGACCUGAGCAGAAUCUGGCAGGGGGUCCUGGCGGUGGGCUCUGAGGUGUGUCAGAGCUCUGAGCUCCUCUCGGCUCUCUUCCAUCAUGAAUGCUGCAGAGUGAUCGCCGACCGAUUCAUCGACGGCAACGACAGAGAAACGUUCAGCAGCAUCAUGGAGAAGAUCACAGUGGAGGAUCAUGGGAGAUCUCUGAUAGAGCACGCUCAGUGGGACAGCCCCUUCGUGGACUUCCUGCGUGAAGCUCCGGAGGCGACGGGAGACGAACCUGAAGACAGCGAGCUGGAAGCUCCGAAGGUAUACGAGCCAAUCCCGUCGCUGGACGCGCUGGCGGAGCGGCUCUCUGUUUUCCAGCUGCAGUACAACGAGGCGGUGAGGGGCGGAGCCAUGGACCUGGUCUUCUUCAAGGACGCGAUGACUCACCUGAUGCGGAUCUCGCGGGUCCUGAGGACGCCGCAGGGGAACGCCCUGCUGGUCGGCGUGGGCGGGUCGGGGAAGCAGAGUCUGACCAGGCUGGCCUCGUUCAUCGCAGGAUACCAGACCUUCCAGAUCACACUGACCAGGUCGUACAGCAGCAGUAACCUGCUGGAGGAUCUGAAGACUCUGUAUCGUAUCGCUGGUCAGCAGGGGAAAGGCGUCACCUUCCUCUUCACCGACAACGACAUCAAAGACGAAGCUUUCCUCGAGUACAUGAACAACGUGCUGGCGAGCGGCGAAGUUUCCAACCUGUUUGCUCGUGACGAGCUGGAUGACAUCACUCAGGAUCUGAUUCCCGUCAUGAAGCGGCAGCACCCUCGCCGACCUCCGACCCCGGAGAACCUCUACGACUUCUUCCUGUCGCGAGUGCGGAGCAACCUGCACGUCGUGCUCUGCUUCUCGCCCGUCGGGGAAAAGUUCCGCUCACGAUCGUUAAAGUUCCCGGGCCUGAUCUCGGGCUGCACGGUAGACUGGUUCCAGCGCUGGCCCCGGGACGCCCUGGUGGCCGUGUCGCAUCACUUCCUGUCUCAGUACCAGGACCUCCGCUGCUCCGAGGACGUGAAGCGGAGCGUCGUGGUCACGAUGGGAAACUUCCAGGACCUGGUGGCGGAGAAGUGCUCUGAGUAUUUUGAACGUUUCCGCCGUCAAACGUUUGUGACGCCGAAGUCCUACCUGUCCUUCAUCGACAGCUACCGGAUCAUCUACGCACGCAAGAUCGCCGAGGUCGGCACGCUGGCCGAGCGCAUGAAGACGGGUCUGUGUAAGCUGAUGGAGGCGGAGCAGUCAGUGUCUCAGCUCUCUGACGAGCUGCUGGUGAAGGAGCAGGAGCUCGCCGUCGCCUCCCAGAGGGCCGAGGAAGUCCUGAGGGAGGUCACGGCCAAGGCUCAGGCUGCUGAGAAGGUGAAGCAGCAGGUGCAGAAGGUGAAGGAUAAAGCUCAGCUCAUCGUCGACGAGAUCGAAGCCGAUAAAACUGCAGCAGAGUCCAAACUGGAGGCUGCAAAACCUGCACUGGAGGCUGCUGAGGCUGCACUGCAGACCAUCAAACCUGCCGACAUCUCGACGGUGAGGAAGCUGCAGAAGCCUCCUCACCUCAUCAUGAGGAUCAUGGACGCCGUCCUGCUGCUGUUCCAGAGGAAGAUCGACACGGUGACCCCCGACCCUGAGCGAGCCUGUCCUCGACCAUCGUGGGCCGAGGCGAUGAAGCUGAUGCAGAACUCGGCGUUCCUCAGCACGCUGCUCAACUUCAGCAAGGACUCCAUCACUGAGGAGGUGGUGGAGCUGUUAGCUCCCUACCUGCAGAUGGACGACUACAACCUGGAGAGCGCCAAGAGGAUCUGUGGUAACGUGGCGGGGCUCUGCUCCUGGACCCAGGCCAUGGUGGACUUCUUCUCCAUCAACAAGGAGGUGCUGCCCCUGAAGGCCAACCUGGCCCUGCAGGAGGUGCGUCUCGGGGUCGCUCAGACUGAACUGGCCAAAGCUCAGGAACAGCUGGACGCCAAACAGCAGGAGCUGGACGCCGUGCAGGCGCUGUACGACGCUGCCAUGAAGGAGAAGCAGGACCUGGAGGACGACGCCCAGGCUUGCCGCCGCAAGAUGGCCAACGCUACGGCUCUGAUCGACGGGCUGGGAGGAGAGAAGGUGCGGUGGACAGACAGCAGCUCUGUCUUCCAGACUCAGAUCAGACACCUGGUGGGGGACGUGCUGCUGUCGGCGGGCUUCCUGUCCUACGCCGGGCCCUUCAACCAGGAGUACCGCCGCCUGCUGCUGGAGCUGUGGAAGAAGGAGAUGGAGGAGCAGCUCAUCCCCUUCAGCGCUGACUUGAACGUGAUUGGUCUGCUGGUGGACAACGCCACCGUGAGCGAGUGGAACCUGCAGGGUCUACCCAGCGACGACCUGUCCAUCCAGAACGGCAUCGUGGUGACCAAGGCGUCCCGCUACCCGCUCCUCAUAGACCCCCAGGGGCAGGGCAAGACCUGGAUCAGGAACAGAGAGAAGGACCACCAGCUGCAGGUAACGUCUCUGAACAACAAGUAUUUCCGGUCCCAGCUGGAGGACGCGGUGUCUCUGGGGCGCCCCCUGCUGCUGGAGGACGUGGGCGAGGAGCUGGACCCCGUCCUGGACCACAUCCUGGACAAGAACUACAUCAAGUCCGGCUCCACCUAUAAAGUGAAGGUGGGGGACAAGGAGGUGGAUGUGAUGAAGGGCUUCACCCUCUACAUCACCACCAAGCUGGCCAACCCCGCCUACAGCCCCGAGGUCAGCGCCAGGACCGCCGUGGUGGACUUCACCGUCACCCAGAGGGGCCUGGAGGACCAGCUGCUGGGCCGGGUCAUCCUGCUGGAGAAACAGGAGCUGGAGGCGGAGCGGCUGCACCUCCUGGAGGAGGUCACCUCCAACAAGAGGAGGAUGCAGGAGCUGGAGGACAACCUGCUGCUGAGGCUCACCAGCACCCAGGGCUCCCUGGUGGAGGACGAGUCCCUGAUCCAGGUCCUGAGAGUCACCAAGACCACGGCCCAGGAGGUGAGUGAGAAGCUGUCUGUUGCCGCGGAGACGGAGGUGAAGAUCAACCAGGCGAGGGAGGAGUACCGUCCGGUGGCCACCAGGGGCAGCAUCCUCUACUUCCUGAUCGUGGAGAUGUCGCUGGUCAACGUCAUGUACCAGACGUCUCUGCGUCAGUUCCUGGGGCUCUUCGACUCGUCCAUGCUGAACUCCACCAAGUCCCAAGUCACCUCCAAACGCAUCGGCAGCAUCAUCAGCUACCUCACCUACCAGGUGUUCUGCUACACAGCCAGGAGUCUGUAUGAGGAACAUAAGCUGCUCUUCACUCUGCUGUUGGCUCUGAAGAUCGACCUGCAGGCCAGAAACAUCACCCACCCCGAGGUGCUCACCUUCAUCAAAGGCGGAGCGUCUCUGGAUCUGAACUCGGUAGAAUCCAAACCCCGGCGCUGGAUCCUGGACCAGACGUGGCUCAACCUGGUGCAGCUGUCCAGCCUGCCCCCGUUCGCUCAGAUACUGACUCAGGUGAGUCAGAACGAGCGCGCCUGGAGGACGUGGUUCGACCAUCCGACGCCGGAGGACGCCGCGCUGCCCGACGGCUACGACGACAAACUGGACACCUUCAGGAAGCUGCUGCUGGUCCGGAGCUGGUGUCCAGACAGAACCACGGCCCAGGCGCGGCGCUACAUCUCGGACUCUCUGGGUCCGCAGUACGCUGAAGGUUUGGUUCUGGAUCUGGACGCCAUGUUGGCGGAGAGCGACAGCAGCACGCCGAUGGUCUGUCUGCUGUCGAUGGGCUCCGACCCCACGGAGAACAUCGAGAGGCUCGCCAGGAGCAAGGGGGCGCCGUGCCGGCCCAUCUCCAUGGGGCAGGGCCAGGAGGUUCACGCUCGCAGGCUAUUGGCCGGCAGCAUGACGGACGGCGGCUGGCUCCUCCUCCAGAACUGCCACCUGGGGCUCAGCUUCCUGGACGAGCUGCUGGACUCGCUGACGGCGCCGCCGGCCGACGGCGUGCACCGAGGCUUCAGGGUGUGGCUCACCACCGACGUGCACCCCAGAUUCCCGAUCACCUUCCUCCAAUCCUCCAUCAAGUUCACCAACGAGCCUCCGCUGGGGAUGAAAGCUGGUCUGAAGAGGACCUUCAGCAGCGUCACCCAGGACCAGCUGGAGAUCAGCAGCCUGCCGCAGUGGAAGCCUCUGCUGUACGCCGUGGCCUUCCUGCACACCACCGUACAGGAGCGGCGUAAGUUCGGUCCUCUGGGCUGGAACAUCCCGUACGAGUUCAACCAGGCUGACUUCACCUCCAGCAUGCAGUUUGUUCAGAACCACCUGGACGACCUGGACUCCAAGAGAGGAGUCAACUGGAGCUGCCUGCGCUACAUGCUGGGUGAGGUCCAGUAUGGCGGCCGGGUGACGGACGACUUGGACAAGCGUCUCCUCAACACCUUCACUCGCGUCUGGUUCAGCGAGAACACCUUCAGCGACAAGUUCUGCUUCUAUAAAGGCUACAGCAUCCCGGGCAAGGCCAAGACGGUCCAGGAGGUGCUGCAGCACGUGGAGGCCCUGCCGCUGGUCGACUCCCCUGAGGUGUUUGGGCUCCACCCCAACGCUGACAUCACCUACCAGACCAACCUGGCCAAUGAGACGCUCAGCACCAUCAUCAGCAUCCAGCCGAAGGACGGAGGGGGCGGAGCAGGCGAGACCCGGGAGGCCGCCGUCCAGCGGCUCGCCAACGAGAUGCUGGAGAAGCUCCCGGCGGACUACGUGCCUCACGAGGUCAAAGGUCAGCUCCAGAGGAUGGGUCCGCUGCAGCCGAUGAACAUCUUCCUGCGACAGGAAGUCGACCGCAUGCAGCGAGUCAUCAGCAGCGUACGGAGCACGCUCAGUGACCUGAACCUGGCCAUCGACGGGACCAUCAUCAUGUCUGAGGACCUCCGUGAGGCUCUUGACAGCAUGUUUGACUCGAGGGUUCCCGUCCUGUGGCUUCGUCUCAGCUGGCCGUCGGCCUCGUUGGGCUUCUGGUUCUCUGAGCUGCUGGAGAGGAACCAGCAGCUCGCCGGCUGGAUCAGCGCCGGGCGGCCCCACCAGUUCUGGCUCACCGGCUUCUUCAACCCGCAGGGUUUCCUGACGGCCAUGCGGCAGGAGACGACGCGCUCCAACGCGUCCCGCGGCUGGGCGCUGGACGCCGUCACCCUUAGCAACGACGUCACCAAGAUGAUGAGGGAGGACGUGUCGGCUCCGCCCCCGGAGGAUGUGGGCGGGGUCUACAUAUACGGCCUCUUCCUGGACGGGGCGGGCUGGGACCGCCGCAACGCCAGACUCUCCGAAGCCCCGCCCAAGGUCCUGUUCACUCCGCUCCCGGUGGUCCACGUCUUCGCCGUCAGCGCGGCGGCAGACGGCCGGCGGCCGGGUGGCGGGGUCAGCCUCUACUCGUGUCCCGUCUACAAGAAGCCGCGGCGGACCGACCUCAACUUCAUCUUCCAACUGCAGCUACGCAGCGUUCAGCCGCCGGAGCACUGGACGCUCCGCGGCGCCGCACUGCUCUGUGACUGCAAGUGAGCCACCGCUAGCAUCCCGCCGCUGCUAGCAUCCCGCUGCUGCUAGCAUCCCGCCGCUGCUAGCAUUCCGCCGCCGCUGCUAGCAUUCCGCCGCUGCUGCCAGCUUCCAACCACCAGCGUAUAGUUUUUAAUUCAUAUAAAAUAAUGAACUCACAAGACGUGAAACUUGAUGCUCGUCAGUAACUUUUAGCUCUACUUCACUUUACUUUGAGUAUUUCUCAUUGUGUUUUCUAAACAGUUUGUAAUAAAUUAAUUCUCAGAGAUAUUUGACGACAUUUGCGGUGAAUAAAUAAUCAGAUUUUAGCCUUUUAGCGUAUUUGUGGAAUUAACCUCCUUUAUUAAUAAAGAGCUAAAAAAUAUCAGCUGAAAUAUGAGCCACCAGAAACUGAA